This is a messenger RNA of Talaromyces atroroseus, 432 nucleotides long. RefSeq lists its product as hypothetical. The transcript is spliced from 3 exons. The coding region runs from base 1 to 432 and encodes 143 amino acids. Lineage: Eukaryota; Fungi; Ascomycota; Eurotiomycetes; Eurotiales; Trichocomaceae. The record is from RefSeq and is a predicted model, not a curated record.
AUGUUUCGUUAUGGUGAGACAUGUUGGAUGGAAAUUCCAGUGAAGGAUGCCCAGCGCGCAAUUCAGUUUUACCGCAAUGUAUUCGAAUGGAACAUCCACGAGGAAGGGUACGAGCAACAACUCGAGGGCAUUGAGCGGGUUUAUUUCUUUAGCAAGGGAAACUUCCAUGGCAGUUUCUUGCUGGUUCCCGAAGACCAGUUUUUUGAUAUGAGUAAAGCGUUCGCUGCUAGUUCGUCGGAUCGUGAAAAGGAAGGGGACGACAAGAUCUUAUGGUCGGUCGGUAACACGUUCGCCGUGGAGGAUAUGGAUGAGACUUUGAAGAAGAUCACUGAUUCUGGUGGGAGGAUAUUUCGGGGAAUGGGUUCCCUUGCCAAAUUUGUCGACACUGAGGGGAAUAUCCUCGCACUGUUCUCCUUGCAGGUGUGGGAUUGA